Momordica charantia (bitter melon) is the source of this 2407-nucleotide messenger RNA. Its product is annotated as Transcription elongation factor (TFIIS) family protein. NCBI's taxonomy places the organism in Eukaryota, Viridiplantae, Streptophyta, Magnoliopsida, Cucurbitales, Cucurbitaceae. The record is from RefSeq and is a predicted model, not a curated record. Gene Ontology annotation, cellular component: nucleus.
GAUUUUGGUGGGAGUGGGAAGAAAGUAAGAAAACAUUUUUCUCAUUGUUGAAGUUGAAGAAUGAAGGGAGGGACCAGUUUUGGGUACCCCUAAAUUCUGUGCCUUUUCUGCAGCACCCAGUUUUUCCCAAUCCAGUUUCUAGAGAGAGAGAGACAAACAAACAAACAAUCGUUGAUUCUUCUUUCUCUACUUUCUUUUUUUUCUUUUCUAUUUUCUCUUCAAUUCUCUUCUCUUUCAUUCCCCAUAUACCCGAUAUUUUUCUCCCAGAAAUUCCCGGAGCUUUUCCGGGAAAAUUUUUCAAAAAGGAAUUCAACUUCGAGAUUUUUGAAAGAACCCCACAACGAAAAAACUCGGGUUUUAUCAUUCAAUCGCUUGUAAUUAUCCUUCCCCUGUUCGUUCUUGAUCCGAUCCUCAAUUUUUGUUAUUGGGCUUUAUCGACAAUCCAAGCACAAGGACUCACUACAACACCCCACCACAUUAACAAACUCAUUCCGGGUCCAAACCGGAUGGAUUGAUUACAAGUGUUGUUAACGAUUUUGGUUGCUAACGAAUUUUUCUGGGAAUCGGAUUCUCGUUGUGCUGAAUUUGAGCUACGGGGGUGGGGGGUUUUUUAGCUUCAUUUGGGGAUUUGCAUCGAAAUCGUCCACCUCGAAUCAACUGGGUGUCGCUGUUUGGGCUGCGACCGAGUGGAGCUGGCGGUGCCCGGCGACGUUGACGGUGACGACGGAGAAAGGGGUUUCAAGAGCGAUUUUGCCGCAGAUCGGUGCGAGGAGUUCGAGGCUGGUGGGAGCAAAGAGAGCAAGGCUUAUAGCAGUAGAGAUGAUCAAGGGGAGAUGAAUUUGAACCAGGUUAGCAACUACAGCUACGGUGAAGCUGAAGCAUUGACUGAUGAAAUUGAGCAAGAAUCUGAGAUUGCUGGGGAGAUUUUGAGGAUCAAAGAGAUUCUGAAUAAUUUUGAAGAGGAGUCUGAUUCCAUAUUGUUUGAAUCACUGAGAAGACUGGAAUUGAUGUCUCUAUCAGUUGACACUCUGCAGGCAACUGAGAUUGGCAAGGUUGUUAAUGGUCUUCGAAAGCAUGGAUCGAAGGGCAUCCGCAAUCUUGCUCGAGUUCUUAUCAGUGAGUGGAAAGAAAUGGUGGAUGAGUGGGUAAAAGCUGCACCUGCUGCUCAAGGUGCAGAAGAAGUCACACCGGAUUCCAAAAAUAAGUCUGCCACAGAAGAAGAAGAAGAUUUUGAAGAAGGGCUUCCAUUUCCUCCUCUAGAUGAAGCUGUAUUUUUUGCUACUCAGCCCACAUCAAUGGAGCUCUCACAAUUCUUCGAUGGCAUGGACGAUGAUGGAAAUCCUCGAAAUGGCGGGGAAGUUGUCAAGAACCGUGACAUUGGAAGAAAAACAUCAAAUGGCAAUCAAAAUCCUACAAGGUCUAAACAACAAACUGCUCAAGAGGUCAAUGGGCUUGCUAAGGACCAUAAGAGCCAACUAAAGGAACAAGUUGUGAAGCCAAACAAGCCAUCAUCAAACACGAAUUCUGGGCUUUCAAGGCCACAGAAGCUAAGCGCAGAGCCAAAGGACAAUCACGAGAAGUCCAUGCGCAAGCUGGAUAAGCCUACAAUCCCAAAGAGGAACCAGCAAGAUAGAGUCAAGUGUUCAGAUGAGGAUGCAGUUCAGAUGAAACUAGAAGCCACUAAGAGGAGACUCCAAGAGAGUUACCAACAAGCCGAGAACGCCAAGAAGCAGCGUACGAUACAGGUCAUGGAAUUGCGUGAUCUCCCCAAGCAGGGACUUGGCCACAAAAAUCCACACCUAAAAUCUGUAGGCCACAACCGACAUCGGGCAAACGGACGGCGUUAGGAUCAUCAACCGUCAGGAAGAAGACUGCAACUUCCAGAAUACGCUCCGAGUGACCUCCAUCUCAGAGUAGGUGGAAGGUCAUGCUAAAACUCCCUGGCAAACAGUGUCUUGACCGUCGCGCUUGAACAAGAAACUUGGUUUCCCACUGUGUCGUUUCUGGGGAGGGCGAUUCCGAUUCAAAGGCAAGUCGGAGUUAGAAACCCAUUUCCUACUUUUAAAGUACAUUUUGCAAGUAUAGAGAGUUUCUAGUGGAAUUUGGGAGGCAAAAUUAUAUAGCACAGCUUUAUCAGUGGUUAUUGUUAGUGUCUUGACUUGGUUCUCUCUUACAUAAUAUGCCUGUACAGAACCCUCUCAUUUUACAAUCCUCUUCACUUCACUCACUGACUACUUUCUUAUAGACGGUUUCCCUCUCCCCCCCUCUUUCUAUCACAUUGAAGGAAGGGUUUCUUCCAUACUAUUGAGGCUAAUGUAAUAUAAUUUUGCACACAACAUGGUGCACUUCCAUAAACAUUAUAAAUCUGUAUACUCCUUCAUAUGAAUGGCAAUAAUUCUACUCACAA